This is a messenger RNA of Caenorhabditis remanei, 1038 nucleotides long. RefSeq lists its product as uncharacterized. Gene Ontology annotation, cellular component: Golgi membrane. The record is from RefSeq and is a predicted model, not a curated record. Gene Ontology annotation, biological process: pyrimidine nucleotide-sugar transmembrane transport. Bases 1 to 1038 code for a protein of 345 amino acids. Lineage: Eukaryota; Metazoa; Nematoda; Chromadorea; Rhabditida; Rhabditidae. The transcript is spliced from 6 exons. Gene Ontology annotation, molecular function: UDP-galactose transmembrane transporter activity.
AUGACAAUGAGUGAGAAUGACUCAAAGUUCAAAUACUUUGGAAUAUUACUUCUCACAUUACAACAAGCCAGUAUGCCAUUGAUGGCAAGAUACUCUAGAGCCAGAGAAGAUUCCAAUGUAUUCUUCACAACUGUAAAUGUCUUCAUGAUGGAAAUAAUUAAAGUUGUGGUUUGCUCUGGAAUCAUUAUUUAUACAAGUCAGUCCAUAUCCAAAUAUGUCAAUGAACUCAAAUCUGCCAUUGUAGAUCAUAGAUCCGAAACUCUAAAAGUCUGCAUACCCGCAUUGAUCUACACUCUCCAAAACAACUUGUACUACAUUGCUCUUUCCCAUUUGGAGGCGACAACUUUCUGUAUCACAUAUCAAAUGAAAAUCUUCACAACCGCUAUUUUCAUGUACUUCUUUUUGGGAAAGAAGCUGUCGCCUAAGCAAUGGUGGGCACUGGUUUUGUUGGUCUUGGGAGUGGCAGAUAUCCAAUACGUGUAUUCUCCACCGCCAGCCAGUGAAGAUAUCGAACAGAAUCCUAUGUAUGGAUUCAUCGCAGUGCUGACAAUGUGUUUUACUUCAGCGUUUGCAGGAGUCUACCUUGAGAAAGUUCUCAAGUCUAGUAAUGCAUCCAUUUGGGUUCAAAACAUCAGACUUGCUCUCAUUGGACUUCCGAUUUCUUUCCUCUCAAUGUGGUACUAUGACUGGGAGAAAAUCAACGAACAAGGUGCAUUCCGUGGAUGGGACUUUGUCGUGGUUUGCCUCACAGUAACCAACUCAAUCGGUGGAAUCUUGAUCUCUGUUGUUAUCAAAUAUGCUGACAAUAUCCUCAAAGCUUAUGCCCAAAGUAUGGCUAUCAUCGGUGCAGCUGUUGGAUCAUGGAUUCUUUUCGAUUUCUCACCUGGAUUCAUGUUCCUUCUUGGUACCUUCAUGGUCAUUAUCUCUAUAAUCGUCUACACUGCUUUCCCAUAUCAAGAGCCAGAAUCGAAGCUUAGUGCUUACUUGAAAUCUCAACAGAACUCAUCGCUUUUAAUGAUUAAACCAGGAGGAAAAUAG